Molecule: messenger RNA, 7237 nt
Organism: Phlebotomus papatasi
Lineage: Eukaryota; Metazoa; Arthropoda; Insecta; Diptera; Psychodidae
Gene: ltl
Product: protein artichoke
Exons: 5
Coding region: 432-2546 (704 amino acids)
Cellular component (GO): extracellular matrix
Molecular function (GO): protein binding
Source: RefSeq, a predicted model, not a curated record
AUACGGUGUCAGAGCUCGAGUGUUUGGGGGAAUAUGGAUGGGAAGUCCAAUGGGAUUUGAAUAUCGCACGACUUCUCAGUCAUCUCGUGGACAUGCAAUGCUGUGGACGUUCUAGAAGCAGCAUCUCUCUGGUGACUAGAAUUUUUAGAGAAAGAUAUAUCAGUUCUUAUCCUAGUGGGGAGUCCUAUCUGUGAGAACAGGUGCAAGUGAUCCUCUGGGAAAGUGGAGAAAAAGUGCGCCGAAAACUGGGAUUUUCUUGCGAUAUCUAAGGAAGAAUUGGGAGGAUUUUUUUCUUUCAAGUGAAUCCAACAAAAGAAAAUAGAAUAUCAGUGUUAAUAGUGAUCUGUGAAAGAGAGAGAAAGAGAUUUUCCAGUGAUCUAUCAAGUGAUAUUUUUUUUGUUCAAGAGUGUCCUUCGUGAUUUCUAUUCACGAUGGCCACAUUGCUCUAUACGAUCUUCGGCAUAACAGCUGGAGCAUCUCUGCAUUGUGCUGUCCGGCGGGAAAUAUCACCUUGCACGUGUGCACCCCAUGAAACUUUUCCCAAUACCAUUGUGGUGACCUGUGAGCGAAUGGAGACGUUCACCCAGGUCGUCGAUGCUCUCCAGGAUCGCUUUCAGAUGGAUGCAGCAAUUUGGCUGAAGAUUACGCACUCGCAACUAGAGGACUUGGAGGCAAGGGCAUUCUGGGAGAUGAAUAUGCAUGUUAAAAAUCUACGACUCAACUUUGACAAUCUCACGCAUCUUCCGGAGUCUACAUUCUACAACAUGUCACGGACGGAAUUCUUGAGUUUGUCAGAUAACAAUUUGGAAUUGAUACCAGCGCAGAUAUUUACGCAUAUGCCAAUGAUUGGGACAUUGGAUAUAGCCAGGUGUCGAAUACAGCACAUCCGAAGUGGUGAUUUCAAGGCCCUGAAGAUGCUGCGACAUUUAUUGUUGGCAUCAAAUGAGAUCAAGCGCAUCGACAUGGGUGCUUUUCCGCCCACCAUCGUCAAUCUGCACAUUGGCAGGAAUAAUCUCUCAUCGCUCAAUGGGACACUGCGUCACUUGAAUGAAUUGAAGUUAUUGUUCAUCAAUUCAAACAAUUUGACCACAUUGGAGGACGAACUGCCACCAGCGUCUCCCAAUCUCAUUCUUGCCCAAUUCAAUCGACUUAGAGCUCUGCCACAGAGUUUCAGGAAUCUACCAUUGGAUUCACUGUAUCUGUACAAUAAUGAACUGAGGACUUUCGAUGGUAUUCUCAAGACAGCAACAAAACUUCAGAGACUCUAUGUCUCUCACAAUUACAUUGAAUACCUGGCUGAGGAUGAAUUUCAGGAAGCUGAAAAUUUGGAAGAACUUCAAUUGGGCUGCAAUCAUAUCAGGGCAAUCAAUGGAUCCCUACUUCCAAUUAAGAAUCUCAGAUCGGCCAAUUUCACCGUAAAUCAUCUUACAGAGUUUUCCCUGAAGGAGAUCCGUGGAUUGGACAAAUUAAGAAUCUUGGACUUGUCGUACAAUCAAAUUGACAAGUUGACUGGUCGUAUGGAUAAUCUCGUGGAGCCAGAUUCAUUGAUUGUGGAGUUACGUCUUGAGUAUAAUUUACUGAGGUCGCUCGAUGGCAAUUUGAUGGGUCUCAAUCGACUGCGAAUUCUCAAUUUGUCCAACAAUCGCCUACAAAAUAUUUCUCCAGAUGAUUUAAUUGGUCUGGAGGAACUUGAACACCUGGACAUGUCAUUCAAUCAACUCAAGACACUCGAUGAUACAUUUAAGACCUAUUUGCCAUCACUUCAGCUCUUAAAUGCCUCGUACAAUUUGCUCACGGAGAUGAAGAAUGAUUUUCACGGAUUGCCAAUUCUCUGUAUGGCCGAUUUGUCUAACAACAACAUCAGCAUCAUCUCCAAGGAUCUUGUGGCUAACACAAGGUGCAGCAAUCACGGUGUACCCAACAAACUGGAGAUUCUACUCCAAGAAAAUCCAGUUCUCUGCAACGAAUCUCUCACGGAUCUUGUGACAAUCAUGGAGGAGCAACAUGCCAGAAUAUUGGGAGUAGCUCACUGCAUUGUUCCCCAGGAGAUUGCAUUGGAGAAUCCCAUGAUUUUGCCGCCACUGCCUCUGCUACCCAAAAUCGUGCAGAAGCCAGUGUCAAUUGUCCCGAAUUCUAUCAUGCAGCCUCCCCCGUCAAUUGUCCAGGUGAUUGUGCCCAGUCCAGUUGUUCUGCCAGUAGCUGUGGCUCAGCCUCUGAUCAGUGCCACUUCCACCGUGGCUUCAACAACAGUGGCUGCCACAACGACGCCUAGGCCACCCGAAGAGACAACAACAGAAUCACUGAUAAUGAGCAUACUCAGUACAGCGACUGAGGUGCCAGCAGAAGUACAGAAGGUCACUGAGGAAGUGACCACGACGACAGUGAGGAGUCUUGGUGUUGUGUCGGAGCUGCCUUCGACGCCACAGCCUCAGGUGAUUGUCCAAGGGUUCCACGAAAUGACACACCAACUGAUACCAGAGCCUGAGGAACCACCCGAAACACUUCAGGAUGAAGGGACGCCUCCUGAAAGAUUACAAGGUAAUUGAAGGAUGCAACUGAUUUCGAACGACAUCACUAACACUCUCUUAGGAAUUUUUAAACAUUAAAAAUUGAAGAAAAAUGUCUGUAGGACAUGUAGGUGAUUAGUUAGAUGAGAUGAGGAGGAUAUAGGAUAUAGAGAAUAUCGAAAAAUUACUCCUCAAUUAUGCAUUUUGAAGUUCAUAAAAAAGGUUUUCGUUUUGAGGAACAAUCAUUUUAUUUCCCAAUCUUUGCGAAUUUUUCGAACUAAAUUCGGGACUGGAGACAGGAAUUUCAUCACCAAACGAGAUCCUUCGAUUCGAUUCUUGUUGAUGGACAGACUAUUGAUUACUUCAAAUGUCGACAAACUGCUUCAGUGACUUAAAUCUGUGGACGUCUUGGUCCAAGCAAUUGUCUGAAGUAUGUCCUGUUUUAUCAUGAGAACUCUUUAGCAAAGAAGUACAUGGUGAGUCAAUUAUCCUUGCAAAGGAGCAAGGGCGUAACCUGCCUCUGCCCUCCUGAGAAGACCAAUCCCGGUCUCAAAAAUUUGCUAAAAUUAUCCAUUGUUCUUCUCCAAAAUCAAAACUCGGUACAAUAUUGCCACAUUUUUGUGACAAAUUAAGAAAAACGUACUACUUUUUAUUCAUGAAUUGCUCUUUAAAAAUAUACUAUUUUUCAAGUUUCAAAGCAACAUAUCAAUAAAAAUUAUAAGUUUAUGAAGUAAAGGUCUCUACACAUUAUUGGGAGCAAUUUUCGUCAAAAAUCGCAUUUUUGACGGAAUUUUUUCGUUUAGGAAUUUACACUUUCCUUCAAAAACGAAUUUUUUUUAAGGAAAGAAAUGUUUAGAGUUCAUAAUGGCCUCUACACAUUGGGAGCAAUUUUUGUCAAAAAUUGCUUUUUUGAAGGAAAUUCCCUGCAGCGUUGUAGGAGGAAACGUCAAAUUUCUGUCAAAAACGCAAUUUUUGACGAAAAUUGCUCCCAAUGUGUAGACGCCUUAAGGAGCAAUUUUCGUCGAAAGCUCUUCUCUUAACGGUUUUUUUGUACAUUUCUUCUGGAGGACAUACCGUCAAUUUCUUAAAAUAAAACAAUUUUUGACAUAAACUACCAGUGUAGAUACCUUAAGAAACAGUUUUUUGGCUGAUCGAUUUUCUUUCAAAACCAUUCAAAGAAAUAUUUAUUAAACGGUAAAGUAAAAAAGCGUAUUGUUUUACUAUUUCACGACAACAUUUUUGAAUGAAAAUUGUUUUUUUUUUAAUAAUUAAAAAGUUAUACAAAUGGUAAUUUUUAUUUAAUAUUUUAGUUUAUAUCUAGUAAAAAUUUUGAUAAUAUUUAUUUUUUCGGAUCAACUCAAUCUGUCAAGUAUUUUUCUGCAUUCAUCGCAACAAUCAAAUACCAUAAUUUCUGCAUCUAUUUACUCUUAAAAAAUUUAUAAUAUAUUUUUUAAAUGUAUAAAUCGAAACUCUAUAGUCUAUACUAUACAAUAUUCAGCAAUAGAUUUUGUCUUUGAGUAGUACAAUAAAGAAUCAAGAAAAAUACAUUUUUGCAAUUUGAAACCAGGAUCAACCCUUAAAUAUUUACGGAGCCUCUUGGUUUCGUAAUUUUUUAUUAAAAACGAUUUUUGAAAACUUAUGUCUAAUAAAAAUGAUUGUAUUUUCGAAAAUACAGAAACGAAAGCCAAAGACUGUCGAGUAAAUUUGCAUGCACUUGAGCAAACACCAAAAAUUUUAAAGCACGUGAUUUCAAAUUUUUUUCUAGUUUUUCUUGGUUUAAAUAUGAAACAAACUUAUGAAAAUCGAAAAUUAUUUUAAUAAUUCUUCAUAUAAGAAUUAUCAGAUAAUUACAGAUUUCUAUGGAUUUUUUCUUAUUUUUCAAAGAAGAUUGAACAUUUUCAACUACAACAACAAUCAUAGAAUACGUCUCAUUCAAAAAGAAAUACGAUUUGUCCCGUGGCGAAUACAAGGUAAAAUACCCAGUCAGCAAAUGCGGUUAAGGCGGACCCCAAAGAUACCAAGAGCAAAAUCGUUCUUUAAUAUUUUACACAGAUUGAGGUGCCCAUUAUUUUCAAUGAAUAAGAGGCUCUAUUUAGAGACGAGGAUGCAGCUAGGAUUUUAGAAAGACAGGAGCCAAAUUGAUGAACUAUUUCCAAAAGAAAUCGUUUUUUCCUCGAACGCAAAGAACAAAAGUUUCCUAAUUUUUUUAAAAAAAAAAGCUUAGUUAUUAGACUUUGAGCUUAGUUAAGAAUCAAUAAAAGGAAAACACUCUGAAAACUUACGAUCUGUUUUUCGAGGAAAUCACGGCCGAUUUAAGAGAUUUUGGAGGAUUUAGACAAAAGGUACAAAAGCGUUUUCAUGGAUCUGAGUAGCCUUCCGUUCCAGGAAAUUGAAUUUUAAGUUUGAGGAUCCCAAAACGAUGUUCUUAAGAGACCAAAAAAGUUUUUUAAGCUUUAUAUGCUUGAAAAUAAGAAUCAAUCCUAUUUUAAUUUGAUUUUGAUGAUUUAAAGUGGUCCAGAUAGCAUGUAGGGUAAGUGUGCCAAAUUCCAACCAGCUUGCAAUUUCGGCCACCUUUUUUGUUACUCGAAUUUCCAUGAAUUUUUAAAUUUUACGUAUUCUAGAGAUUAUACAAUGCAAAAGAAUAACAAAAAAUGUAGCUUUGACAAACGAGAUGACGUGAAAAAGAUAUUGGAAGAAUUCCCGAAGGGGACAAGGAACUAUGAGAAUGAAGAUGGCCGAAAUAGGGCACCAAAGCUAUGUCUAAAUUUUUAUUCAUUUUAAAAUGUAAACUCUUUACAAGGUUCCAAGCAACACUCUUGCAAAAGAAAGAAUAAAAAAUCAAUUUGUAUUUAAAAUAUUACAUUUCAAACUUGAGACAUUGACGCUUGCAUGCAACUAUGCCGAAAUUUGGUACACUUACCCUAAUCAGAUUUAAUUAAAUUACAAAAAUAAAUCUUCUUUUCUUUCUUUUUUUUUUUAAUUCUUAAGAAGAUUGCGACAAGCUUUCUGUUAAAAGUAAACAAUAAAUUAAUUUUCAAGUCGUUUUUUUAUGAUAUCAACUUAUUUUCAAAGACGAAAACACUCCACAAAAACUUCGAGUGGAAACUCUAAAAAAAAACAAUAUCUUUUACAUGUUUAAAAUCAAAAAUUUUAUUUAAAGCUUUUCUUUGAGGAGAAUGACGGGGAAUUUUGAUCACAAAUGGACUGAUAAUGCUGGUGUUUUAGAGUUUCAGAAACUUUCUUUCAAAAGUUGAAUUCUAAUCCUAUUUUGAUUAUUUUGAGACCUGAUGUGGAAAGCUUUCUAGUUAGAUAUUUCCUCUAACCUGUUUCAUAGCGACAUUGUACAUAGCUCUUGCUAUUGUCCAAAAAUUAUCUUGAUCAUAUUUAGCAACAUCUGAAAUUCGAUAAAUUCGACGAUAUCGGGGUUAAACAGAAUCACAGAAUGGAAUAAUUGAGAAUCACAGAAUACCGAGUUGAAUUAUUAAUAGAAUGACACGUUUAGAAUCACUAGAAUCACAUUGGAAUUCCAUGGAAUAAACGGAAUAUGGACACAAAUUCUCGAUCUUGAGUAACCCCUUGGGCUUGUGGAUUUCCUAAAAGCAAGGCCUUUUACUGGUAGUAUAGUUCUGUUGCCCGCUGCGUGGGGAUUGGCUGUCUGAAGACACUGUCAGUCAGUCGGUAACAUGGCCUGGAAGUGUUUGGAUUGGGGCAGAGAGCUGGAUCGCUAUAGGAAAAUUAACUGAAUGAAUCUUUUAGAGCAAAAGCUCCUUUACAAUGGUAAAAUGGAUGUCGUAGAUACUGUGAGGAUUUUGCCGAAUUAUCGGAGUCACUGGAAUCUUCAACUUCUUCCUCAACUCUUUGGGGCAACGCCAAAAAUGGCUCGUUAAGUAUGUAUGACUCAUGAAGUGAAUGAUGAAAAUUUUUGGAGUAAAAUGACCACCUUGGUCAGUAAAAAUGUCUCCAGAAGUCCCAGCGUUGCUCCCAAAAAAAAUUUCACUAUCUAAAAAUCAUUAAAAUUUAAUGAAAAUAUUUUAUAUUUACAAAUUCCCACAAUGAGACCAAUAAGGAACCCUAAAUGUGAAUAGAGGAGUGAUAUUUCGAUCCAUAAAAAAUAAGAAAAAUCUAUUUAAAUGUGUUAUAUUUUUUUUAAUAUUAUUUUAGAUACAAAUACACCUUUUUUUACACACAAAUUCUAAAUAUUUCUCCAUAAAACAAAGUUAAACGAGAUAAUCCUUAAUUUUCUUGUAUUCCUAACUAUAUAGAUGUUUUGUUUGUAAUCUCUAGAAUUCUUAUCAUCCUUUUCUAUUUACUCGAUGAAAAACUGUUUCCCAAGUAGGUUUAUUUAAUAUAUUUUGUAAUCUUAAUGGUAAGGAUUUGGAUGGAAAUAUUUGUUAAUUGUAUAGUACAAGUGUUAGAGAAGGAGUGAUGUGAAAGAAAUAUUCCCAAUUUUCCCAUAAUAAAAAUGUUUUAGUACGUUUUCAGCACUGACUUUUUUUUAAAAACUUUAAUAAGAUUUUUAUUUGCAUUUCAAAAUCAGUUAGAAAAUAUAAAAUGUAAAAGAAGAAAACGAAAAAAAAUAUUUUUGUGUGUUAUAGAACAAAGAUAGAAAGCAAAGCAAAGAACUAAACAAAUAAACAAAUGUAGAAUAGUAAAGAAGAAAACAGCAUAGAAAUUGUCAAUAAGAGUAUUUAAAAAUGAAGUGAAUAAAAGAUAUUUUAGACAAAACUUAA